This is a messenger RNA of Chiloscyllium plagiosum (whitespotted bambooshark), 3745 nucleotides long. Its product is annotated as SUN domain-containing protein 2. NCBI's taxonomy places the organism in Eukaryota, Metazoa, Chordata, Chondrichthyes, Orectolobiformes, Hemiscylliidae. Gene Ontology annotation, cellular component: nuclear envelope; meiotic nuclear membrane microtubule tethering complex. The record is from RefSeq and is a predicted model, not a curated record. Gene Ontology annotation, molecular function: protein-membrane adaptor activity.
GUGAGACUAUAACCAGGGACACAAUUUCAGGACAAGGAUCAGGCUGUGUAAGGCUGAGAUUGAAGAAGAAUUUCUUCACUUGGAGAGUGGUGAAUCUUUGGAGUGUCUACCUCAGAGGACUGUGAAAGUGCAUCUUUGAGGCUGUGACAUUUGCAAUUCUCCUGUUUCCUGGCACCAUAUUGAAGGAGGAUUGGAAAAUUCUGUCAAAAGCCCCUGGAAUUUCAAAUGAAUCUCCCUCAGUGACUUGGAUGCAUCAAUCUCACACAGUUUGAGUUACCGAACCUUUUUGUGAGAAUUUCCAAACCCUCCGAGGAUGUCGCGGCGUAGCACACGUCUUAAAACAAGUGGUUAUUAUCAAGAUGAUGAUGAUGCCUCAAGUAGCAGUGGUGGAUCUGUUGCCGGAAGUGUUGUGUCCUACAAAGAGAGCUCUGUCAGGAUAUUCAAGAAAAAACCAAAUGCUAAACGCUCAGGGCUCACGCCACGCAGUACUCCUGUGCCUAGCAUGAAACGCUCAGUAUCCAACAGCUCCGUGAAUAGCCAGUGCAGCCUCGCCAGCCACAUCAGCAGCGCUUCUAUGCUAAACACCUCACUGGCUCAACAGAUGAAUAACGAUUCUUACUGGCAGGAGCCUGAACCAGACCCUGAAGCCGAGCCUACUGGUGGUGACCCACCUGGCUUCGAGGACAAUUAUGGGAGGCUGUCUGCAAUGGUAAGGAGACCAAAUGGCUACAAGAGCAGUACCCUGUCAGCUCCACCUUCCUCUGAUAUCUACACAUCAUCCACUUCUGGAUACUCCUCUGAAGAUGAGCAGCUGGGCUUUGUACAUUCAGCAACAGCUUCUCCCAUUGCCAAGCUAUGGAACUUGAUCUUUGAGCUCUCUCCAGGAAAGGCUUUGUCCAUGGUGUACUGGUGGCUUGGUACAGCCUGGUACCAGUUAACAACUGCAGCUUCCUUGUUUGAUGUCUACACACUGUCCAGGUGUGUCCCCAGUGUGAAGAAAUGGUUACUGUUGGGUCUGCUGGUUCUAUUUGGCUUAUUGGGUGUUUGGCUUUUAGUAUCAUUCAGAAUGGCACGGCCACGAGCUGAGAUGACAGGUAAAAUGGAAAGAGAAGCUUCAAAAUGGUCAGUUUGGCCAGAGAAGCUGGGAGGUCCCACAUUGGAUCUAUCUUUACAGCUUGAUUUGCAGUCUCGUGUGCAGAAAAUGGAGCAGCAGUUGACCCAGCUGGCUUCUGAGUUUCAUGCUCGCUCGCAACAAGAUAGUGAACCCAGUGAGCAAAUACCACCGGUAGCUGAAAGGGAAAAUGCCCCAGUUGUACCUCAACUUACACGGGAGGAGGUGAUCAAACUGCUCGAAGAGUUUGUCCAUCAACAAAAACAAGUGGUGCAAGAUGAGCAGUCGAAUGAUUCAAUUUUGAGGAUUCAGAAUGAUAUAGCCACUAUCCGGCAACAGCAAGAUAUGCGAAUGGAGCAGCUACUGCUAAAGGUUAAUAGCCAAACUGAGGAGAUGUUCAGAGAAAUAAAGGAGGCAAGCUCUGCUUUUGUAAGUAAUGCGAAUGAUGAGCAGCAAACACUCCUCUCUGCACUAAGCCAACUGAAAGAGCAGGUUGGCCAAACCCAGCUUGAGCUGAUGGACAUGCGUACUGCACAAAGGAACAUGGCAUCAAACAUGGAAACAUUGAGUAGCAAACUUGAAAGUGUGAAGGACAUGGUGGAGGCAGAAGUGGUCCAGUUGGUCCACAGGAUGCUCUUUGGUUCAUCACAUGACAGCACACCUAUAUCCUCAGAGCAAGCACUAAUAUCCCAGCUUGUCCUUCAUAAAGAUCUGGAAGCCCUACGUCAUGACUUGGAGAAGAAGGUCCUUGCUGAUCUUUCACAAAAUCAAAUCCAAACAGCAGAGCUGAACUCAGUCAAUGUCAAAGCCAUUUUGGCUGGAGGAGCAAUUACAAAGGAAGUUGAAAAUAUUGUGCAACGAGCUCUGAAGCUAUACAGUGCUGAUCAGAUAGGACUGGUGGAUUAUGCACUGGAGUCUGCUGGUGCCAGUGUAUUAAGUACACGCUGCUCCGAGACAUUUGAGACUAAGACAGCUCUGCUUAGCUUGUUUGGAGUUCCACUGUGGUACUUUUCUCAGUCUCCAAGAGCUGUCAUUCAGCCAGAUGUUCAUCCAGGGAACUGCUGGGCAUUUAAAGGAUCACAAGGAAAUGUUGUUAUCCAGCUUGCUGCCCGGAUCACACCCACCUCCUUUACUCUCGAGCACAUUCCAAGGUCUAUUGCUCUGCGUGGAUCAAUCAUCAGUGCACCACGUGACUUCUCUGUUUACGGUCUAGAUGAGAUUCGAGAAGAAGAGCUUCUAUUAGGACAAUACACAUACGACCAGGAUGGGGAUUCAAUACAGACAUUUCAAGCCCAGAAUAAAGAACUUGGAACAUUUCAAGUCAUUGAGCUGAGGGUAAAUAGCAACUGGGGACAUCCUGAGUAUACUUGCCUCUAUCGAUUCCGUGUCCAUGGAGAGCCAGUGAAGUAAUGUUGGGAGACAGAGACCCUGCCCUGUAGGAGAUGUUUGGGCAGCAUUUCAAGGACCUAUUCUGUAUAGUUUUUCCACAUAUCUGAAGCUACAGUACUGGAUACUGUUCUGCCAUUCAAACCUUGCUCUCUGCUUUUGUUGCGAAUAGGAAUGAAAGCACUGUUUUUCUGGAAAUAACAACAAAGGUAUUUGGAACUAGAAAAUAUCGAAAAGAAACUUUGUCUCAAUUUUGGGAUUGUCUUUCCAGUUUAUUACCUGAGAUGUGAAUAAAUCGGCAAAGAGUGGAUGGAUGAAAUCUGCUGGAUAGGAAAUCAUCCCUUUCACAAGACAACCUUCACAUGCCCAUCAGGUCAUCUUAAUGACAAAGUGCAAGCACCCACCUACAUUAUGGAUCUUGGGAUACACUAAGAAAAUUUUAAACUUUGUUCUGGUAUUGCAAGUAAUCUAGAUAUUCAAAUUUUAAUUCCAUACAUUUAAUUUAAAGUUUUAGUUCCUGACAGUUACAACUAUAAAAUAAGAUGGCAAACAAGACAACUUUGCUUCUACUAGCCUUUAAACAUGGUGAAAGACCACAUGUUCCCAGAAUGUAUAAUUGAAAAUGAUGAUGUUUGUGUUCAUCUAGACACAGUUAUCCUGUACAUCUGAUCAGUCCCCACAAACCCCUCACAUAUGUUUCACUAUCAGGAUGGAGAGAUGCAGGUAUUGCCUCCCAGGAAUAUAAUGUUGAUACUGGCUAAGCACACUUCAGGUUACUACAGCUCUGAUCGUGUCCAAUUGGACAGCUGUUUCUCAGGACUAAUGUGAUUAAGAUGAUUGGCAGGGAGCUGAAUUAUAACAAAAAUGAACAUUCCGUCCAUCAAGCUCUUUAACUGGAAAUAUUACGUACGUCCAACAGCAUUGCACAAGGAUCCUUGACAUAUGGAAGAAUUACUCUCCUCUAAAAUUCUUAGCAUUUGUAUCUUAAUGUAUAUGCUUCAAAGAGACAUUCAUGAGCAAAUUUCAAUUGUAAAUUGUUAAAACCUAAGAUCUAACAUUCUAAAGUGAUGAUGUUUGUACUUAGCAAGUGGCAAACACAGACAAGUCAGAAAUCAUGUUACUUUUGCUGUCUUUAGUUGCUCUGAAUGUAUUAAGAAACAACCACAUAUGGAUGAGAUUGACGUGUACCCAUACUAGUUAGGACGCUGGGUAGUUCUUUAAAAUAUAUUGAGCACAAUCCAGCAGCUU